UCAAGGAAGGUCAACAGGAAUUCGCUACUGAAGCAAGACAUAUAUGUGUAAGAGAAUGUGAGCUAUGGCUGCUUCAUCGCGCUCCGGUUUGCUCGAUUACUACACGAAGGAUGGCUGGCGACGUGUUUUCGUUUCGCUAGACGAAGAAACGCUUACGUUAAAUGCCGAAGACUACUCGAAAUCUUCCAACUCUAGCACAGUAUCGUCCAAAAAUGGCAACGACUCGUUGGCAGCUUCACCCGAAGAGAAAAUCCCGCCCGAAUCGAUUUUGAAUGAAGUCCGCAAAGUCCGCGUAAUCAAACAAGAAGUCGGAGGUUUGGGUAUAUCUAUAAAAGGUGGAAAGGAGAACAAAAUGCCGAUUCUUAUUUCGAAGAUCUUCAAAGGACUCGCAGCCGAUCAAACAGACGCGUUGUAUGUUGGGGAUGCGAUACUCGCUGUCAAUCAGGAAGACCUUAGGAAUGCGACCCACGACGAAGCCGUGCGUGCUCUAAAGCAAGCAGGACGUGAAGUGGAUUUGACAGUUAAAUAUCUAAAGGAGGUUACGCCGUACUUUCGCGGCUCAAAAAGUAGCGAAUCCAGUGGGGGAAUUCCGAGCACAUCACCUCAAAACUGGCCUGAACUAAAAUCGAUUCUUUUGAAACUCUGUUAUGUAUCGCGAUACAUUCCAGCCAAAGUCCAAGGGGCGGAAGGAAGAAGUUUUGAGAUCUUCAGUUCAGAUGGUCGUUCAGCGUGUAUCUUACGAUGCAACGAUGCAGCAUCCGCCCAGCAAUGGUACAAUGUAAUACAUUCAAACGUUGCUCGACUUAUAGAACCUGCCAUUGAUGAAGCAAACAUAAUUUUAAGCGGCACGCCAGGGAACAGGGAGAUUCACACAAUGGGCUGGCUGAGUGAACAGGUUUAUGUUGGAGGUGAUAGUCCAAAACCGGAAUGGAAACCAGUUUUUCUUGCUUUGACUGAUAAAGAUAUGUUACUGUAUGAUGCUGUUGCGUUCACAUUGGAGGACUGGGCAUCGCCAUUCAUGAGUCAUCCUCUUCUUGCUACCAGGUUGGUAAAUUCAGCGGGUACAUCUACGGAACGCUUGAAUUCACCAGAUUUGACUUUCGGUACCAGAACCGGAUCGCGAAAGGGCGUCGAAGCUCAUCUUUUCCGUGCUGAAACACCAAGAGAGCUAGCACAUUGGUGUCGCAGUAUCAUCGAAGGAGCGCACAGUGCAGCUGCAUUAAUCAAGGAAAUCAAUUGUGCUGUCACGUGGCACAACGAGGAAACACGCCUUACGAUCCAUUACGAGAACGGCUUCAAAUUAACAGACGCUAAAUCUGGUUUCGACCCAAAUGGUAAAUCGCAUGUCAUGUGGUCGUUUCCAUUUGAUCGUUUAAAGAUGUCAGCUGACGACGGACAACGUCUAUUGUGGCUUGAUUUUGGUGGUGACGAGGGUGAGCAGGAACUUGACCUCCGCGGAUGUCCUAAACCUGUUGUGUUCGUGUUACAUACAUUUCUCUCAGCAAAAACUGCUCGUUUGGGACUGUUUGCGUGAAACGAAGAUGCUUUGUUUUUAGAAGACAUUGUAUAUAUUGCAAAAAAGGAGUUUCCAUCGUCACUCAAAUGAUAUAUUUUUCCAUCUGAAUAAUAGUAGAUGAUGAUGUUUUGUUAUAACGCUCAUAUUUAUUUCCGGUUGACGUUUGUCCUAAAUUAAAGAAUGAAUGUAACGGCAAUGCUUUGCGAGCUUCAUGUUCUUCUCUUGUGUUGUUGAACUGUGAAUAUAGCUAUUACACGGAGUUUAAAGAUUAUUUUCUGAAAAACCAACAUUGGAAUAACGUCAUUCUUUAAUUUAACUCUUACUGUUUCUUCGUCCAACCGCGCUUUGGGGUUAGUGGACCAGACUAGGCAGUAGUCAAAUAGACAUGCAGUAUCAACAACCAGACCGCCAAUUUUGGGUAAUCCGAAAAUGGUUAUCUAUGCCUACUUAUCGCGCAAAGCGUUACCUUUAGACUCGUUCUUUAUAAUAUUGUUUCUGUAUGGUUUUUGCCAAACCCCAUUGUUUAGCCGAUUGUCGCGAAUUACGGAUGUAGUGUGUGUGAAUUAUUGAAUGUCGAGGAUUUAACGGUGUGAACAAGCAUUGAAAAAAUUUCAGCCGUAACCUUGAAAGUAACCUUUAAACAAGUCAGCCAUAUUUUGUGUCAUGACUUUAAAAUGUGCGCAAGGCAACCCCCUGUGAUUACUCAAUAGAAUAUUUUUUACCUUUUUUCAAUGCUUAAAGUCAUCUAGCUGAAGAAUUAUAUUUUUAAUAUAUAGUCUAUAACUUAUAACUGUAUGUUACAAAUUUUAUUGGGAUAUUUGUGAAACUUAUAGCCACUCUUUUAAAAUUACGUUUUGCCAGUAAGUAAAAUUGAAGUUUGACAAGUAAUUUGUACAUUUGUUUUAUAAUCUUAUAAUAACUUGCACAUGUAUGAAUUACUUAUGAAUAGAUAAUCGCCUCCCGUA
Xenia sp. Carnegie-2017 is the source of this 2481-nucleotide messenger RNA. RefSeq names its product beta-1-syntrophin-like. Gene Ontology annotation, molecular function: protein binding; structural molecule activity. Bases 65 to 1534 code for a protein of 489 amino acids. The transcript is spliced from 5 exons. Lineage: Eukaryota; Metazoa; Cnidaria; Anthozoa; Malacalcyonacea; Xeniidae. Gene Ontology annotation, cellular component: intracellular anatomical structure; dystrophin-associated glycoprotein complex. The record is from RefSeq and is a predicted model, not a curated record.